Glycine soja is the source of this 936-nucleotide messenger RNA. RefSeq lists its product as uncharacterized. The record is from RefSeq and is a predicted model, not a curated record. Bases 1 to 936 code for a protein of 311 amino acids. NCBI's taxonomy places the organism in Eukaryota, Viridiplantae, Streptophyta, Magnoliopsida, Fabales, Fabaceae. The transcript has a single exon.
AUGAAGUGCAAGAAACAUACCUCAGACCUUAGCAGCACCGUCGGCGUCUGCGCCUCCUGUCUAAGGGAACGCCUCAUAUCCCUCGCCGCCGCCCAGGCCCAAGCCCAAGCCCAUCACCCGCAGGCCCAAUUAACGCGAGUCAUCUCACGCGCCUCCGACGAUUAUUCCAGAAACUCAGACCCUAACCCUCCCCCACCGUUAAUCUUCCCUCGCUCUGUUUCGCCCUACGUCUCUCGCCGGAAGUCUGACUACCCCGCCGACUGGCACCACGACCGCCGCGAGAGGCUGUUCUACAGCACUCCGCAGCUCGGUCCCACCUUCUGCGCCGGCGAUUCCGAAUACCACGCCGACGCGAAGUCGUUCAAGAAACGCUUCAACAAGUUCCGCAUAUUCGCGAAGAUUUUCAGGACCAGAUCGGAGAAGUUCCAGUCGGAUCCGUCGUGCGAGCAGGCCUCGCACGCAUCGCCGUCGUGGUUCUCGGCGUUUUUUCCCACACGCCGGAGGAACAAGGAUCGGAGUGGAACGACGAAGGAAUAUUCCUCCGCCGCCGCGCGCCGGCGGUACCGCCCGUCGGAUCGCGGAAUGUCGCCGGUGACGACCGAGGAUUUCGGCGACGAGUGUGAUCAGUCACCGUCGGGGAGCGGAUACGUCUCGGAGGCGUCUCCGUGGUGGCGGAGAACGCCGGCGGUGGCGCCGUCGGCGCGGCGGUCGAGGCUAGGGCAAACGAAGAGCGCGUCGGGUUCGGGCAUGGCGCUUUGCCUGAGUCCCCUAGUUCGGGCGAGUCCAAACCGGAGGUGGAACCACAAGGGAUUGCCGCCGGAGAUGGCGGAGGUUAGGGCCGCAGCGGCGAAGCCUCAUCUCUCGGCCGCGGCGUCGUUUUGCGCGAACCGUUCCAGGAAGCUUGCGGAUUUUGGACGAGUCAACCAUAACCGUUGA